Molecule: messenger RNA, 5062 nt
Organism: Scleropages formosus (Asian bonytongue)
Lineage: Eukaryota; Metazoa; Chordata; Actinopteri; Osteoglossiformes; Osteoglossidae
Gene: parp10
Product: poly(ADP-ribose) polymerase family member 10
Exons: 11
Coding region: 82-3639 (1185 amino acids)
Biological process (GO): protein poly-ADP-ribosylation; negative regulation of gene expression
Cellular component (GO): nucleus; cytoplasm
Molecular function (GO): RNA binding; transcription corepressor activity; NAD+ poly-ADP-ribosyltransferase activity
Source: RefSeq, a predicted model, not a curated record
UUCAGACCAGGAAGCCAGAGAGAUUGCUGUGCACAGAAAAGCCGUGGGAAUGAUGUGAGGGGACUGGCGGCCUGACUCGACAUGUCUGACGAUAGCCUGGAAGAGAGGACCGUGGAGGUGGUCGACAUCCCUGCGGACUUGGACGAUGAGUUUCUCUGUUUGUAUUUUGAAAACAAGCGCCGUUCCGGAGGGGGAACCGUGGCAUCGUUUCAGAGGAACGGCAGCCGCGCGGUGCUCGUUUUUGAGGAAACCCAAGUUGCUGAAAGGGUCUUGUCCAAAGGGCCCCAUGUCGUACAGAAUGCAAAGCUUCUGGUCAGAAGGAAAGCCCCAAAGGACUCCAGUAAGCUGUUGCUCCGUGGGAUAAACCCUAGAACCAGCCUGGAGCUAAUAGAGCUGUAUGUGGAAAAUGUGACCGGAGUAGAUUGUGAAAAUUACCACAUUUACCUUUCCCUUGGGAGUGACUUAGCUCUGGUUCAUUUCCAUGAGCCAAUUUCAGACUUUCAGAAUGUGUUUGCAAAGAUUGCACGGAAGCCACUGGAUAGUGCCCAUAUUCAUCCUGAGCAAGUGGAACAGACUGACUCUAUUUUGGUGCAGAAUCUGCCUCCUGGUAUCGCUGAAGACAUGAUCGUACUUUACUUUGAAAGCAAACGAAGUGGUGGCGCAAAUGUGAGGGAGUUCAGCAUCAUAAAGGAUGGGGUUGCCAGAGUGUCCUUUGAAGAUGUAGAUGCUGUUCAGCGAAUCCUUGGAAAGUCGCACAAACUAGAGGAAAGUGAUUUGAUAGUUCAGCCUUUCUAUGACUUCUUGCAAACCAUAGAACAUAUGCAAACUGAGAACCUUGUGACAGGGCGAAAUGAAGGGCUUGGGUUAGCACAGAAUGAGGGAGUUGGCCAAGUUGAGAUGAGCCCUGCUUUAGACUUGUACACAGCUCAUGUUCCCAUCCCAGAGCCUGGAGCAGCUGAAGAGGACAAGGAGAAUGUCGUACAAAGUGAAUUCUCCACUUGCAUAACCCUCUCUGACCCCUUAAAGCUCCAACUGUUUAAGGCAUCCAAAUUCCUCACAGAUCUCCAAAAGUCUAAUCCCACCUAUGAAGUUAACAUCAUGGACAUGGUUGUGGAGAUAACAGGACCAAGCCAGCUGGGAACUGAGAAGCUGAAAGGUCAGCUUCUGGAGUUCUUUACUGGUUUUGCCCAGAUCCAUGUCACUUUUGAUAUGGAGAAAUCCAUGUUCUUGUCAAAGGUGCAAGUCAAGGAUUGGAUGCUGCAAGCUCUUGAACAGCAGGGCCUGCCGUCCAUGUACACGGUGUCGGACUGCGUUGUCACGGUCAUGUCACUGUCUCUGGCUAUGGUGGAACGGGUCUGCAAAUUCAUAAAGUCUUCAGUUAUUGACUUCAGCGUAGGUAUCACACCAGAAUAUGAAUGCAUGUUGUACUCGAAUGAAUGGUCUGAAUUCUUGAAUUCUUUGGACUUCUGCUCAGCAAAAAUCUCUGACAGAGGAGAUAAGAUUGAAGUUUUGACUUUGAAAGGAAUGGAAGAGGAGAAACGGAGCAAUAUAAUUGAGUUCCUCAGUACACCUGUCCAGACGGAGAUUGUAAUCAGUAUGGAGCCGGGUAUGCUGAAAUACAUUCAGAUCCACUGUGACCAGAUAUUGGCUGACAUGGAUCAGGUCUCCAUCUUACCCUUGGAGUCCAAGGAUGUUUCUGGAUUUAGACUGUAUGGGAACACUAAUGCUUGCCGCAUGGCAGAUGAGGUUCUGCGGAGCAUUGUGUCCUCCAUCCUCUCCAAGAAGAUAACAAUAAACCAGCCAGGUGUGGCCCGCUUUUUGGUCCAGGAAGAGGGAACCAGCAUUCUGAAAGAAAUGCAGACCAAGUUUGAGGUCUACAUCAGCCUGGAGAAAGUUCACUGGGAACCCCUGGAAAAUGAGAACAUUUUUGAUUCGGCGUGGAAACUAACAUCACAGCAGAACUUCUGUAGAAACUCUUCAGAUGGCUGCCACAAUUCUGGGCCACAUUUAAUCUCAGUUAAUGCAAGCGAUAGUGAAAUCGAUGCUUCUAGUAAAGGUCUUAUAGAAGAGGCCAAAAAACUUGUUUCCGUCAUUCACCAGGAGUCUGCAUCCAGUUUGAUCAAAGUCCCAAACUUUGAAGAGGAAGAGGACCUGUACACUGCUGCUGAGGAAGGAUGUUUCAGCUUGUCCAGCAACUCAGGAAGUCAAGUGGCGGACAGCACUACCCCAGCUGCAGAAGUAGAGCAGCCUGAUACCGAGGCACUAUCCCUGAAGACCCCCUGUGACCUUGACGAGGAUGCCGCUCUCUCGCUGGCCAUCCAGUACUCCAUGGAGCAGAACAAUAACCGAGCACAGGAUGAAGAUGACGAACUGCAGCGAGCCCUGGAACUGUCCAUGAAGAUGGACCAACAAACAGGUCCUGCUGCAGAUUCCCAGCUAAACAAAGCCAUCCAUAUGUCCCUCCAGGAUGCCCUUAGGGCAGCCAACUCUGCCGAGAUACUCGUAUUUGCACGCUACAGCCAUGAUCUCAUCAGGGUAGAUAUUGCUCUUGGAAAGAAGAUUGGCAUGAGGCAGUGUGAGGAGAAGGUGGAACACAAGUGCCUUAAGAGUUUGUCUGAACACCAAAGGAAGUGCAUUGACUUUAUCAGGCGGAAGCAUGCUGUUGAGAUACAGAUCCAGGGCACAACUGCCACGGUUUCAGGGUUUAAGGACUAUGUCACAGAUGCAGUUUCAGAUAUGAAACAGCUGGUGAGACAGUUAUCAAACACAGUCUCAGAUGCUGAAAUUUUGCGUACUGUGCAGUGGGUGUGGCACGAUGCACAGUCACAGCCAAUACCAUACCCUGACAACGCCACCAUCUUUAUAGAACACUCUUGGAAAGUGAAAGAAAAGAAGAUUGAUAUUGUAUUUGACAAUCAGCCAUACAUUAUUGACUUUGAGAAAAUGCAGGAAUACAGCAUUGCUUCUGGAAAAUCGGUUCCGAUUGAAAGAAAAAUACUCGGUUCAGGAGCUGUGUGCAUGGAAGCACAAGAUGAGGACUACAGUCUAUUAUCAAACCUAUCAGAAGCAUCCAGAGUUGAUGAGGACUCUGAUGAGUUCCAGGAUGUUGUAAAAAACUUCUACGACACAAUUCAAGACCAUCACAACAAAAUAAAAAUUGUGAAGGUGGACAAGAUUGUGAAUAAUCUUCUGUUGAGUCAGUACAAGUUAAAAAAGACUAGUAUUCUUCAAAGUGCAAGUGAAAUGCAGGUGGAGAGAACUCUAUACCAUGGCACAAGUGAGACAAGUGUGAAGGAGAUUUGUAUCCAUGGUUUCAACAGAAGCUUCUGCGGGAAGAAUGCAACUGUGUACGGCCAAGGGGUAUAUUUUGCCGUAAACUCCUCCAUCUCGGUGCAGGACCAGUACUCUCCCCCCAAUGCUGACGGCCACAAGUUUGUGUUUGUCACCAAAGUUCUGACAGGGGACUUCACCAAGGGCAAGCACGAGAUGAAGGCUGCUCCUCUGAAGGACAGCUCAGAGAUCCCCCUCAGAUACCACAGUGUGACAGACAAUGUGGAGUCGCCGACUCUGUUUGUCAUCUUCAAUGACACGCAGGCCUACCCAGAAUACCUUAUCACGUGCCAGAAAAUCCAUGGCUGAAUGAACCUGUCAUGCUGUCACGUGGGAUUGCUGCAUCGUCACACUGCAUCCUGCCAAUAGUGGGAGUUGAUUAACAGUAAUGCUUAACUCAUUAAAUGGUCUUGCCACUGGUUUAAAUGUAAAAUGAAAACAUUUAUUGUCACUGGUAACAUAUGAAGAUGAACAAAGGUUUGGGUUUCAUCUAAUAUUCUCUUACACACUUGCAAAAUUAGAAGUCUGCAAGUGUAUGUCCUUUAAUCAUCUUUCUAUGUAAGAUACAGCCUUGUCAGUAAGGCUGAACUGGUUUGAAUGUUCUGCUGAGUUUCAUAAUUACCUUUAUUUUAGCAUAUUCAUCUUAAGUUAUAAAUACUUGAAUUUGCAAGCAUUUUUCCUUUUGAGUUUUAAUUAGAAUUCUUUGCUUUUUCGGUUUUCUGCAGCUUCAGAUGAAACAUUAAUGACCAUUGAGCCACUGUAUGACUGUGAGGCCUCCUAAAAUCAGUAUGCUGCCAUAGUGUACAGCUCAUGUGUGGUGUUUGUCUUGUCAAUAACAAGAUCAUGAAUGAUGAACCUGUUCACAGGAUGAACCUAUCAACAACUGGCAUUGAAUCUGAGUUUGUGUAGACAUUUUUUUAAUUUUACAUUAAUUUUAAUGAUUCAAAUAUUGAAGUCAUACAAAAUAUUUAUUGCAACUGUACCUGAGUUUUCUCUGACAUGCAAAUAAAUCAAGACCUAUCUGCAUUCACCAUAUUUGACUUAGUGGUGAAAGUCAUUGGCAUCAUGAACCAAACAAAAAAUGAACUUCCAGUUGCAGUUGUGUUGGUAGGCAGAGAAGCCAGCGUACUUACUCAAUUUCAUUGCUGUUUCUUUGUUGAAAUACAAGCAGCAAAGCAUUUACAUAAUUUAGUUAGUGGAUUUCAAGCCUUAAAUAAUGGAGCCUUUUGAAAAAGUAAUAUAUAUGCUUUUUGUCAAGUCAAUGUAAACAAAGAAAAUUAAAAGGCAGCAUCUGAAUUGGUAAACUGCAUCAUAGUCCCUAACGUCACUGCUAGUUUGUAAGUGACAAGUGGCACGUGUUUUUGCACACCCACAUAGAGAAGUAGAAUUGCACUGAUAAUUGGUUGCAUGAGAGUAAUGUAUUCUUGCGAAUAAUAUGUAGGAAUGUUAAGUGUGCAAACAAAGUGAGUUAAUGUGAGCUGAUUUAAGAUUGCUGAUUAUAUUGGGUGCUCUGUGGUACAAUGUUUUCAAGUACAGAUGAGCUUAUUUUUUAAAUAAGUCCACUUUCCUCAACCUUUACUGUUAAAUGCUAAGCCAGAAUGAUACAAGAACUUUUUGUGUUGGGUAAAGACCUGUGUUACUGUUUGGGGCCACGUUUAUCUUCUGAGAUGUAAAUGUUCCUGGCACUUCCUGCCAUGAAGAUCAGUUGCCUUCGACUGUGGCUGUAGUUGCG